GCCGAGCGGCCCUUCCCUCGCGUGCGGAGGGGUGAGACCAGUGAGAGGGAGGGCCAGAGAGUCUUGGCGGAUUUGAAAAUGCCUCAGGCUCUGUAAGGUUCCGUGUUUCCCUUUCAAGAUGCCCCUUUCAGACUUUGUUCUUGCCCUGAAGGACAAUCCCUACUUUGGGGCUGGAUUUGGCCUGGUGGGUGUGGGCACAGUCCUAGCCCUGGCCCGGAAGGGUGCCCAGCUGGGCCUAGUGGCAUUCCGGCGCCAUUACAUGAUCACACUGGAAGUCCCUGCUCGAGACAGGAGCUAUGCCUGGUUGCUUAGCUGGCUCACCCGCCACAGUACACAUACUCAGCACCUCAGUGUCGAGACCUCAUACCUUCAGCAUGAGAGUGGCCGCAUCUCCACUAAGUUUGAAUUUGUCCCCAGUCCUGGAAACCACUUUAUCUGGUAUCAGGGGAAAUGGAUCCGAGUGGUACGAAGCCGGGAAAUGCAGAUGAUAGACCUGCAGACGGGUACUCCUUGGGAAUCUGUUACCUUCACAGCUCUGGGCACUGACCGCAAAGUUUUCUUCAACAUCCUGGAGGAAGCUCGAGAGCUAGCCUUGCAGCAGGAGGAAGGGAAGACGGUGAUGUACACAGCUGUGGGCUCUGAAUGGCGCCCCUUUGGGUAUCCACGCCGGCGGCGACCACUGGAUUCAGUGGUUCUAGAACAGGGUCUGGCUGAGCGAAUUAUCAGAGACAUCCGGGAAUUCAUUGAUAACCCCAAGUGGUACACUGACAGAGGCAUUCCCUACAGACGUGGCUACCUGCUUUAUGGGCCCCCAGGUUGCGGAAAGAGCAGUUUUAUCACAGCCCUGGCUGGGGAGCUGGAGCACAGCAUUUGCCUGCUGAGUCUCACAGACUCCAGCCUCUCUGAUGACCGGCUCAACUACCUGCUGAGUGUGGCCCCACAGCAGAGCCUGGUGCUCCUGGAAGACGUGGAUGCUGCCUUUCUCAGUAGAGACCUGGCUGUGCAGGACCCAGUAAAGUACCAAGGUCUAGGUCGUCUCACCUUCAGCGGAUUGCUCAAUGCCUUGGAUGGUGUGGCUUCCACUGAGGCCCGCGUUGUAUUCAUGACUACCAACCACGUUGACAGACUGGACCCUGCCCUGAUACGCCCGGGACGAGUAGACCUGAAGGAGUAUGUGGGCUACUGCUCACAGUGGCAGCUGGCCCAGAUGUUCCAGAGGUUCUAUCCAGGGCAAGCACCUUCUUUGGCGGAGGCCUUUGCAGAAUGUGUCCUUCAAGCAACAACUCAGAUCAGUCCUGCCCAGGUACAAGGCUACUUCAUGAUGUAUAAAAAUGACCCUACAGGCGCAAUUCACAAUGCUGAGUCCCUGAGGAGGUGACAGCUAGGCUGUGCUCAGCUCUCCUCCUCUAGGGGAUCAAUAAACAGCUGUCAUUCUACUCUGGUCUGACUUCCCUGUAUUGGUACUUCAUUAAAAGGCUUGAGCUGCAAUCACAGAUGCCUACGGGGACCCUCAAGAAUCCACGUAUACAAGUAUUAGUGGCACAGUGUAAGACAAAGAGAAGA
This is a messenger RNA of Pteronotus mesoamericanus, 1563 nucleotides long. RefSeq names its product mitochondrial chaperone BCS1 (gene BCS1L). Gene Ontology annotation, biological process: mitochondrial respiratory chain complex III assembly; protein insertion into mitochondrial inner membrane from matrix. Lineage: Eukaryota; Metazoa; Chordata; Mammalia; Chiroptera; Mormoopidae. The record is from RefSeq and is a predicted model, not a curated record. The transcript has 8 exons. Gene Ontology annotation, molecular function: ATP binding; ATP hydrolysis activity. Bases 119 to 1378 code for a protein of 419 amino acids. Gene Ontology annotation, cellular component: mitochondrial inner membrane.